Dibothriocephalus latus is the source of this 378-nucleotide messenger RNA. NCBI's taxonomy places the organism in Eukaryota, Metazoa, Platyhelminthes, Cestoda, Diphyllobothriidea, Diphyllobothriidae. The record is from the annotation of a GenBank genome assembly.
AUGACUGGUGUAUUGCCACUCUUGUCGCACGAUAUUCUGAUUCUUGCACAAAUUGAGAACCGGAUGGAUCCGGUUGGUGUUGUGGAGGUGCCCUAUCCCCUAGAGCUUGUCGUCCUGGCUCUGACCCCGAAGAAGUCAAGAUUUCAUAAUAUCCUUGAAACUGCGCACACGUUUGGCAUCUUCCUGACUGACAAGGACUUUCAGUUGACUUGUGAGCUCGCAACUUCUGCGGAUGACCUUUUGGAGGCCAUCGAAAUUUACCUUUCAAAAACCGUCGUAAUGCCAAGACAGACAGAAGCGUUCGUCCCCUUCCCUACUGUCAUGCCGCAUAAGGAAAUCAAUCUUAUCCUCAACGAAGCGAGUAAGUACAAGGUUUGA